AUGCCCAAGUGUCCCAACUGCGCAAAGGAGGUCUAUUUCGCUGAGCGUGUAACCUCUCUGGGCAAGGACUGGCAUCGACCCUGCCUAAGGUGUGCCAAGUGUGAUAAGACUCUCUCUCCUGGUCAGCAUGCUGAGCACGAUGGAAAGCCCUACUGCAACAAGCCCUGCUACCAGGCUCUAUUCGGACCAAAGGGUGUUGGUGUUGGCAGCUCAUACCGAUAUGACUAA
Messenger RNA from Echinococcus granulosus, 228 nucleotides. RefSeq names its product Cysteine-rich protein. The transcript is spliced from 4 exons. The coding region runs from base 1 to 228 and encodes 75 amino acids. Lineage: Eukaryota; Metazoa; Platyhelminthes; Cestoda; Cyclophyllidea; Taeniidae. The record is from RefSeq and is a predicted model, not a curated record.